AUGAAUGUUGUAAGAUCAGCAGGUGGAGGCGGAGGUGAUAGUGGUAACAGUUACAAAUUUGAAAAUGAAAAUCCCGCAUCGAUAAAUCCAGUACGAAAACCAACUUGUUCAAUGGCAGAUCUUCUUCGUAAAACGAGUUUUACAAAAGAUGAAAUUCGACAUCUAUAUCGAUCGUUCAAACAAGAUUGUCCAUCGGGUGAAGUUAGCAAAGCUCAUUUUUCAUCAAUAUUCUCUACAUUAUUUCCCGGUGGCGAAUGUUUUCGUUAUGCAACAUUUCUUUUUCGAAAUAUUGAUCGGUCCAAUAGUGGUUUUAUUCGAUUUGAAGAUCUGAUCGCAACAUUAUCCAUACUUAUUCAUGGUUCUGUUGAAGCUCGUCUUGGUUGGAUAUUUGACUUAUAUGAUUUAAAUAAAGAUGGAAUGCUGACAAGAACGGAAUUAAGUCAAAUAGUUGCAUCGAUUUUUCAACUAAUGGUACCGGUUGGUAAAGUUAAUUUUGCAUCUGUUGCCAGUGCUAUUGAAGAGCGUACAGAUAAAUUAUUUCAAAGUUGGGAUAAAAAUGGCAAUGGUCUUGUGUAUAAAGAAGAUUUUCUGCAAUAUUGUUUGCAGGAUGAUACAAUUCAACGUUCAAUCGCUAUGCUUAAAACAGACAUAUCCUUGUAA
Rotaria socialis is the source of this 660-nucleotide messenger RNA. Lineage: Eukaryota; Metazoa; Rotifera; Eurotatoria; Philodinida; Philodinidae. The record is from the annotation of a GenBank genome assembly.